UACAAUUUCGCAGCCGAUGCGUCGCACGGACCUGCACUUUCGCAGAUCGGCUUUUCGACUCGACGGAUCUUACCUCGAUCAGGAGUCGUCGGUGUGCGCGAUCAACGCCGUCCUCGUUGUCAUCCUCGUCUCUGUCUUCAUCGUUUCGUCCUUGUGCCGUGCGUAUUAUUCGGCUAUGUCCGAGGAACUUGGAACGUUGCGCGACAGCCAGCCGCCUUCUUCGUGGUGCGACAUCGCCAGCCUGUUUCCGGUGUCGUCGGGUCACGGGAACGCAAUAAUCUGUGCAAAUGCGGCACGUGUCUUCAUCAGAGGCUUCGAUCAACCGAUGAAGUGCUUGAAACGCCGCUUCGUAACGUCGCCGGACGAAUCGCGGCCCGGCAAGAACGUGCUGGACGCUUUCAGGGAUGUAGAGUGCAGUGGGGAGUCGCGGGUGAAGAAAAUUCGCCGCGACAAGAAUGAAAACGAAGCGCCUGUCGACUCGGUUUCUGCAGACCGAAAUGCGAAUUACUACGCCGAUUGCGACACCUCGGUGUGGUUGAGGAGUUGCGAGCAGGAGGUGGUCGAACCGCUCGCCGGCGAGCUCACCGGCAACAUCCCCGAGUGGUUGAAAGGCACUCUGUUGAGAAACGGGCCGGGUAAUCUGAAAGUGGGCGAACACACCUUUCAGCAUCUGUUCGACAGCUCGGCUCUGGUGCACAGGUUCGCAAUUUCGGAUGGAAAAGUGACUUACCAGCGACGUUUCGUUCAGACCGAGGUGUACAAGAAGAACAUGGCCGCUCAGAGGAUAGUCGUGACCGAAUUCGGCACCAGAGCCACGCCGGAUCCCUGCCAGAGUAUCUUCCACAGGAUAGCCGCGGUAUUCAAUCCAGGAGACAUCUCGGACAAUUCCAUGAUCUCGGUGUACCCUUUCGGUGACGAGUAUUACACGUUCACGGAAGCGCCGAUGAUGCACAGAAUCGACCCGAAGACACUGGAGACUAUAGGCAGGGUGGAUGUGUCGAAAUACGUAAAUAUCGUGAAUCACACAUCGCAUCCUCACGUCAUGGCCGACGGUACGGUGUACAACGUAGGAAUGAGCGUGACGCCGUUCGGACCUCGAUACAACGUCGUGUGCUUUUAUCCUAGUCGUGUGACCGUUGACGAAUUUGGCGAAGAGAAGGAACUCUCCAUGUUCGAUCAAGCGACGAUCGUAGCCAGCGUGCCGUGCAGGUGGAUACUGAAUCCAUCGUACAUGCACACCUUCGGCAUCACCGAGAACUACUUCAUAAUCAUAGAACAGCCGUUGGCCAUCUCCAUGGUCAACAUGAUGGUCACGCACUUUAAGCAAGAACCGAUGCUCAACAUCUUCAAAUGGCACGAAAACGAAAACACGCUCAUUCACGUGAUAUCGAGGGAAACGGGCGAAACGGCGAGGACGUUCGUCGCGGAGACGUUUUUCUUCCUACACGUGAUCAACCAGUUCGAAACUCGCGACAAGGACUACGUCGUGUUGGACAUAUGCUGUUAUCGGGACCCGAAGAUGUUGGAGUGCAUGUACAUCGACUCGAUGAAGAACAUGCACGAGAACCCCGAUUACGCGAAUAUGUUUCGCGGCAGACCGUUGCGUUUCGUACUUCCGAUGAGGCCACCGGCCGCCGACACACCGCCGGAACGCAACCUCGUCACGAUCAGGACGGUGCAUCAGAGUCUGGAGCUGUUUCGGAACGUCGACGACAAGUCGCCCGGCCACGACGCGGACAAACUCGACUUCGAAUUCGUCAACGACUCGGACGUCGUCGUUUCCAGCGCCGACGACGUGAAGCGCAAAUGGGACGAGCACAGGAACGCUCUGCGAAGGAAGCCGGCCGCUCACCUGUUCCCCGACGGCAGGAUCUUCGUCAAGCCGGAGCUGCUCUGCGACCUGGGCUGCGAGACUCCGCGGGUGAACGCCGAUUCCCACGUCGGCAGAGAGUAUCGGUACUUCUACGCGAUCUCAAGCGACGUAGACUUGGACAAUCCGGCGAAGCUCAUUAAAGUCGAUACUUACCUGAAGACCAGGAAAGUAUGGCAGGAGAAGAACGUGUUUCCCAGCGAGCCGAUCUUCGUGGCAGAUCCCCACGCGAAGAACGAAGACGACGGUGUGAUCGUGAGCUCGCUCGUCUGGGGAGAGGAAAACGAGAGUCGAGUCGGCCUGCUGAUCUUGGACGCCGUGACAUUUACGGAAGUCGCAAGGGCAAUCUUCGACGCACCAGGACCGGCGCCUAAGUGUCUGCACGGUUGGUUCACGCUGGAUAAAUAGUCGAACGCGGAGAAGAGAGAAAGUAUCAAGUAUAGUAACGUCGUUCGAUUGAGACGAUAGAAAGGUUGAUUGCUUGGGUUCCCUUUUGAGAAGGGAGCGAAUUUUUCAUGUCGUGAUAUAUAAGAUCUUGCGAAUUUCUCGGAUCUUCGAUCGAUGAUGUAUCGAGGCAUGCGAUUGCUUUCAUUAGUACCUCAUGAAGCUCACGGAGCCUUUUUUUCAAGGCCAAAUAGAUAAGUGUACGUGAUUAUAAUGUUAUUGUAGGUAUACGAAAUAUACAGUACCUGUGUAUAGAUUUAAUUAGAAUAAAGUGGCGUAACUGUGAUCCUUAUUAUUGUA
Dinoponera quadriceps is the source of this 2614-nucleotide messenger RNA. It is a transcript of the gene ninaB, whose product is annotated as carotenoid isomerooxygenase. NCBI's taxonomy places the organism in Eukaryota, Metazoa, Arthropoda, Insecta, Hymenoptera, Formicidae. Gene Ontology annotation, biological process: carotene catabolic process; retinal metabolic process. The record is from RefSeq and is a predicted model, not a curated record. The transcript is spliced from 12 exons. Gene Ontology annotation, molecular function: carotenoid dioxygenase activity; beta-carotene 15,15'-dioxygenase activity. Bases 17 to 2278 code for a protein of 753 amino acids.